AUGCCUUGCCCUCAAAGGGCAGCAGUGACUGCCCACAGCCAGGGUGAGGAAAUUAGUCACGAUACUAAGAAAUUCCGGUUUGGGCUACCUUCAUCGGAUAAUGUAUUAGGAUUGCCUGUAGGCCAACAUGUUUACCUUUCUGCAAAAAUCGAUGGUAAUCUGGUGAUCCGAGCCUAUACUCCAGUUUCCAGUGAUGAGACAAAAGGUUAUGUUGAUUUAAUUAUAAAGGUCUACUACAAAAAUGUGAAUCCCAAGUUCCCAGAAGGUGGAAAGAUGUCCCAGUACUUAGACAACAUGAAGAUUGGGGAUGUUAUUGACUUCAGAGGGCCAAAUGGGCUGCUUGUCUAUAAAGGGGCAGGUACAUUUUUUAUCAAGCCUGAUAAGAAGUCUGCAGCACAGAAGAAGUUUGCAAAGCAUCUUGGGAUGAUAGCUGGAGGAACAGGAAUAACUCCUAUGUUGCAGCUGAUUCGUCAGAUCACAAAGGAUCCUAAGGACUCCACAAAAUGUUAUCUUCUUUUUGCUAAUCAGACAGAAAAAGACAUAUUACUGAGAGCUGAGCUAGAAGACAUUGCUAAGACACAUCCUGAUCAGUUCACACUGUGGUAUACCCUGGACAGACCACCACAAGAUUGGAAGUACAGUUCGGGCUUCAUCACUGCAGACAUGAUUAGAUCGCACCUCCCUUCCCCUGGCAAUGAGACACUCAUUCUGAUGUGUGGGCCACCGCCUAUGAUUCAGUUUGCGUGUCAGCCCAACCUGGACAAACUAGGCUAUGCCAAGAGCAGCACAUUUGCUUAUUAACACUGAUGUCAUGUGCUACCUUUUCUUAAGUACUGCGUAUUUUCAGCUUGAACAACUGGUAUGUAACUGUAGUCUUUCUCAGUUCAGUUUCUAUGUUUUAGCUGCAUAAUUACCUUUGGUUGUUUUAGUACUAAGAAAUUCAGAAAUAAUCUUGAAUUAUGUGUGCGUAACUUACAAAGUUAGUCAAGUAAGUACACAAUGUUAGUGUACUUACUAACUUAGUGUAAGUUAGUACAAAAUGUUGCAUCUCUAAUUCUGUGAUAAUUUUUAAGUAAAACUGGAGAGGCAGGACAAAGAUGAAACCACUGGUUUUUUAUUUGGGUAUGGAAUUUGAGAGGGAUAUAAAAGUGGACUGGGAUUACAGGACUGUGCUCUGCAGCUAAUUCUUUACUGCAUCCCUGUGAAAGUGAGAACAAAGAGAAGUCUUUCUUUUUUUUCCCUCUUUUUAAAAAAAAAAAAAAAAAAAAGCUUUUUUGCAGUCCUUUACCAGAGACUAAGCAAGAAGUUGCAGUAUAUAAUUUUAAAAAAUCCUGAACAGAAUUUGUGUAAUGUGCAAAUUGAUUUAUUAGUGUAAUGGAAAUUUUCUUCAGUGUGAAAUUUAUUUAGGAGGACUAUAUAAUCACUGCUGGAAGGUGAUUCCACUGAUGUAAGGUCUGGGCUAAAUUUACAGGCAUAAAUAUCCAGAGAUGUUGCAUCAUUUGAAUGUUUUUCUUUAACAAGGGUAGUGCUUGCUCUUUUGGCAGGUUCAGAAAUUUCCUUUGUUUAAGAGAAAACAGGGCUUCUCCUUUCUUGCUGUCAGUUACGGUGAGUCAAACUCUGCUAACGUCUAAUAUCAGUGUUUUCACCGUACAGCAUUUGGUAUUUCACUCUUGACUACCUGCAGUACAGCACAUUCAUAUUGAGGAAUUAUUAUAUACUGCAUUUGCUCUAAGGUCUGAAAAAAAUGCCUGCGAGAGGAGGCUUGUUUCUUCAGAUGCUAGGGCACACAUUUAUUAAAUAUUUUUAUUCAUCUGAAGCAAAACCAGCAGAAUGUACUAGUUAAAAUUUGGCAUAUAGUUUGGUACUUCAUCAAUUAUAUUUGUAGCAAAAAUGCAAAGACAGGGAUUCAGCUUCUGCUUAGGUUCAAACUGUGAUUCUGUUCCCAGUAAGAAAGUAGUCACCCAUAUUUUGUGUUAGAAUCAUUACCCAGUCAGCAAGAGAUGGAGGAACAUCCAGAAUUUAUUGUUAACAGUCAGAAAAAUUAAGCUUUUUGUGUGUUACGCUAUCUAAGAUUUGUUACUAUAUAACAAGGAACAAAUCAAAAAUUCUUGUAGACUGAAUAUUCACAGCCAAGUUAGCACAAGGACACGGUGAGUUAUAAAUAUAACAUCAAAAGAAAUCUGCAAAUCUUCUUGGAAUAUCCCAGUGAUAUGAAGGCUGUCCCAGUCAGAGCAGCUUAUUCUCUCUUUAUCAUACUUCAAAGCGUUUGCUGCUAAAUUAACCUGACAGACUGUUUCAAAUGCCCACAGUAUGUGAUCUGGUAACUAGUGUUGAUUGCAUUGGUGGAUUAGAGAUGUAAUUGACUGGUACGUUUAGUACCUUUUAGUAAAUGUUGUUAGUCUGCUGAUGUAUAGACUGAUUUCUGAGUCCUUUGGAUUUUCAAUUAUCACUUCAUCUUCCAAUGACUGACUGAAAAAAAAUAGCCUUAAUUCUAACUCUUUGGACAAUAAAAAAUCACAAAAAACUCA
Molecule: messenger RNA, 2528 nt
Organism: Struthio camelus australis
Lineage: Eukaryota; Metazoa; Chordata; Aves; Struthioniformes; Struthionidae
Source: RefSeq, a predicted model, not a curated record